AUGUUGAAUAUAGAUAAGAUUGGUGUAGCAGUCCAUCUGGUCCUGCUCAGCUCGGCCGCGCCGUGCCUCGCCGCCGCGGCGCCCCGCCUCCUCCCGGCGUACGCGCGCCUCGGCCGCUACGACGAGGUCCUCCUCGCUGUGCGGGAGCUCUCGGCGCGGGACCCCGCCCAGGCGCAGGACCUCUACCCGCUCGCCGUCUCCUCCCUCGGCGCCGCCGGCGAGCUGUCCCUCAUGGAGGACGCGCUCAAAGAGAUGUCCCGCGCUGGGCGCCGCGUCAACUCCGCCACGGGCAACGCCUUCGUGCGCCACUACGCGGCCGCCGGCACCGUCUGGGAGAUGGAGGCGGCGGUCGGCCGGCUCAGGAAGACCAGCCUCCUCAUCUCCGCCGACGCCAUCCGUGCCGUCGCGUCUGCGUACGUCACGCAGCGCCAGUACUACAGGCUAGGCGAGUUCGCGCGCGGCCUCGGCCUCGGCCGCCGCAACGCCGGCAACCUGCUCUGGAACCUCUACCUCCUCUCCUUCGUGGCCAACUUCAAGAUGAAGUCGCUGCAGCGCGCGUUCUUGGAGAUGGCCGACGCCGGGUUCCGGCCGGACAUCACCACCUUCAACAUCCGCGCCGCCGCGUUCUCCAAGAUGUGCAUGUUCUGGGACCUCCACCUCACCGCUGACCACAUGCGCAGCGACGGCGUCAAGCUGGACCUCGUCACGCACGGCUGCUUCAUGGACGCAUACAUGGAGCGCCGGCUCGCGUGCAACCUCUCCUUCGCAUUCCGCCGGCUCGACGGCGCAGGGCCAGCGACAGGAGCUCGAGGGGCGGUCAAGGUCGAGUUGCUGGCGCCGGCCCACGCGCCCUCGGCCGGCUCCCGCGCGCCGCCCCGGCCGGCAGCGCACCGCGCGCCCGCCUGUUGUGCUCUCUGCCGGCUCCCGCACGGCUUCUCUGCGCGCUCCGUCGAUGCAGAAAAACAAAGCGUUAAUUCGUGUACUGGUCACCGUGUUCCAGGUGGGACGCGGGAGGCGUUGUUUAGCGAACGUAGUACAGAGUUAGUGCUCCUAGUGGUGCAGUUAACUCAGUGUUGCACAUCUCCUUUCUUCUAUACUCGCCUUCAGCAUGCCAUCCCGUACAUGACGCGCGGCCGCUUGCCUAGCUUUGUCAAGCUCCGUUCCUUCAUCCUUCUCGAGGAACAGCACCGAACCCGUCGACUGGCGGGGGCUCUCCUUCCGGUAGGGGGCUCGCAGUACGGCACCCACGGCGGCGGCUCGCCGUACGGCGCCAACGGCGGCAGCUCGCACUACGGCGUCCAUGGCGGCGGUUCUUCUUCCGGAUCCUAUCCACCGUGA
This is a messenger RNA of Lolium perenne, 1338 nucleotides long. Its product is annotated as pentatricopeptide repeat-containing protein At3g42630-like. Gene Ontology annotation, molecular function: protein binding. The record is from RefSeq and is a predicted model, not a curated record. NCBI's taxonomy places the organism in Eukaryota, Viridiplantae, Streptophyta, Magnoliopsida, Poales, Poaceae.